AUGGCAAAAUUCAACUUAUUUCAGCGGUCCUCAUCACGCCCAUCUUUAGCUUCGGAGAAGCCAGCCGAAGUGAAAAUGGGGACUCUAUAUCGUAGUGAACCGAUGAAACUUUGCGAAAUGAUAUUGGUCAAGGAUGCUGCUUAUGAUUGUGUUGGUGAAUUGGGAAAAUAUGGCAAUGUGCAAUUCAAUGACCUAAAUGCCAAAAGAAAUAUUUUUCAACGAACAUUUAUAAGAGAGGUGCGACGAUGUGAAGAACUUGAACGGAAAUUGAGAUUUCUCGAGCGACAGGUGGUGGAAUGCGUGCCGGGUGUAGAGCUUCUACCAAUAGACGCUUCAACCAUUGAAACGCCGUCACAUUCCGAAAUCAAUAACUUGGAGACACGAGUGGACGAGCUAGAGCUUGAUUUCGUCUCACUGAAUAAAAACGACAGUUACCUGAGAAAAAACUUGAACGAAAUGCGCGAAUAUGAAUACGUCCUGCAGCGAGUCGAACAGUUUUUUGAAGUGCACACGGAGGAUGAGGCAAUGAAUAACAUCGAAGUUCCGGACGCUGCGGUAAAGCUUUUGGAUUCAGUUUCACGGUUUUUAUAA
This is a messenger RNA of Cooperia oncophora, 591 nucleotides long. NCBI's taxonomy places the organism in Eukaryota, Metazoa, Nematoda, Chromadorea, Rhabditida, Trichostrongylidae. The record is from the annotation of a GenBank genome assembly.